GGCUGAAUCGUCGGCGGCAACGGCUCAAGGUCGUCGGUGCAUAACGGCAGGCCUUGCGGUUGCCGAGACUUUAUUUUUUGCAACUACGCUGCUGUGAGCACAUUGAUCCGCAGCGAUGGCGCCAGCAUCCGCCGGCAGCGCCCGUAGCGACGCCCUGGCGCUAGGCCUCUCCCUGGGCGCCGCGGCGACAAGCGCCUACGUGCUGUGGAAGACGACGCAGGAGCCGAAGCAAGCGCCGAAGGACAAGCAAUUAGAAAAAAAACUCAAGCAGCAGGCGCGCUCGCGCAAGAUCGAAUCCCUGAUCAUGGAGCGCGGCCAGGCCGGCACGAAGGACUACCGCGUCCACGUCCUCGCCAAGGGCGAGGAGGACAUGACGGUUGCGGAGUUAAGUCUGUGGCACGACGUGCCCCUCGUGGCCGAGGGCGGCCUGUUUAACUCGGUGCGGAAAUCAACCAGUGCGUCAGGCCGGCCUGGAGGUAUUAUUUACUAUUCUGGCCGCCUCGACGCAGCGCGAGAGUUCUUGGCGUCCUCGCACGAGGCGUCUCACCCGAACGUUUGAUGAUUUCCGCACAGGUUUAACUUUAUAUGCGAAAUUCCCAAGUGUACUAGAAAAAAGUUCGAAGUGGCGACGACGGAAGGCGCGACGCCGAUUAAGCAAGACGAGAAGAAGGGCGUCUUGCGCGAAUUUAAAAAAGGAGACAUCUUCUUCAACUACGGCUGCUUCCCGCGGACGUGGGAGGACCCGCGCCACGUCUCGCCAGACACGGGCUACCCGGGCGACAACGACCCGUUGGAUGUUUGUGCGUGUCUGCGUCCGGCUCAUGGAAGCGCCAUCGCGUCGACGGCGUCGCCGCCGCGAGAGAGAACGGCGGAAUCGUCGCGUCGAUGGCGCACACCUCGCAGGCGAGAUCGGCCUGCGCCAGGUCCAGACGGGCGAGAUCCGGCCGGUCAAAGUAUUGGGUGUCUUGGCAAUGAUUGAUGAUGAUGAGACGGAUUGGAAGGUCGUGGCCAUUGACGCGGAAGACCGCUGGGCGCCGGAACUCAACGAUAUUAACGACGUCGAGCGCCUCAUCCCGGGCACCGUCUCGCUCAUAAGGGAGUGGUUCCGCACCUACAAGAUCCCCGACGGCAAGCCGCCGAACAAAUUCGCCUUAGACGAGAAGUGCAUGGGCGCCAAGUACGCCCACAAGGUCAUCCACGAGACGCACACGUUCUGGUGCGACCUCGUCCAGAAGCAGCUGGGCGACGACUUCGGCUUCCAGCUGCCGAAGCUCGAGACGCUGCGCGGCGUGGCGAACGACUCGAAGAUGGUGCGCAAGAUCUCGAACCCGGACCUGACAAAGUUAGGGUGAAUUCGUACGCCCUGUGCUUAUCUCUAUCUGCUUGUGUAAUAUCUAUGAAAUCGA
Molecule: messenger RNA, 1406 nt
Organism: Pelagomonas calceolata
Lineage: Eukaryota; Pelagophyceae; Pelagomonadales; Pelagomonadaceae
Source: the annotation of a GenBank genome assembly